Messenger RNA from Impatiens glandulifera, 1959 nucleotides. Its product is annotated as probable pectate lyase 8. The transcript is spliced from 5 exons. Lineage: Eukaryota; Viridiplantae; Streptophyta; Magnoliopsida; Ericales; Balsaminaceae. Bases 62 to 1411 code for a protein of 449 amino acids. The record is from RefSeq and is a predicted model, not a curated record. Gene Ontology annotation, molecular function: pectate lyase activity.
UCUAUAUCUCUCUUUCUCUCUGUCUUCCAUACACACACAGACACGUAGUGAGAGUUCUGCAAUGUUGGUCUCUAAGAAGUGGAUUUCCAUCUGUUCAUUGGUGCUCCUUGUCCUGUUCAUUGGAGCCAUAGCAAGAGUACACAUACAUACCAAUGUUCUAAGAGCUGAAGAAACAGAGCAGUUGCAGAGCUCUACUAACUCAACCAUGGCAGAAUCACAGUUGAACGUGACUGAAACAUUAAAUGAACAUACGAUGGAGGACCCAGAAGAGGUUGUAGCCAUGGUUAAGAUGGCAAUCCGAAACAGCACUGAGAGGAGGAGGAAAUUGGGUUACUUCUCAUGUGGAACGGGUAACCCAGUUGAUGACUGCUGGCGGUGCGACCCAGACUGGAACCGCAAUCGAAAGCGCCUAGCUGACUGUGGCAUUGGGUUUGGGCGAAAUGCAAUUGGAGGCCGUGAUGGACAGUUUUACGUUGUAACAGACCCGAAUGACGAUGAUCCAGUGAACCCACGUCCGGGUACCCUCCGUUAUGCAGUCAUCCAGGACCAGCCCCUUUGGAUUAUCUUCAAGCGAGACAUGGUGAUUACUCUCAAACAGGAACUCAUCAUGAACAGUUUCAAAACCAUUGACGCUCGAGGAGUGAAUGUUCAUAUCGCUAACGGAGGUUGCAUCACGAUUCAAUACAUUACGAAUGUAAUAAUUCAUGGACUCCAUAUUCACGAUUGCAAGCCAACUGGAAAUGCUAUGGUGAGAAGCUCGCCGAGUCAUUUCGGGUGGAGAACUAUGGCGGAUGGGGAUGCCAUAUCUAUAUUUGGAUCAAGCCAUGUAUGGAUAGAUCAUAAUUCACUGUCUAGCUGUGCUGAUGGGUUAGUUGACGCUGUGAUGGGUUCGACAGCGAUAACGAUAUCUAACAACCACUUCGCCCACCACAAUGAGGUGAUGUUGUUGGGUCAUAGUGAUGGGUAUACGAAAGACAAGGUGAUGCAAGUGACGAUAGCGUAUAACCAUUUUGGAGAAGGGCUGAUACAGAGAAUGCCGAGGUGUAGGCAUGGAUAUUUCCAUGUGGUGAACAAUGACUAUACACAUUGGGAGAUGUAUGCAAUUGGUGGAAGUGCUGAACCUACUAUAAACAGCCAAGGGAACAGAUAUCUAGCCCCUUCUAACCCUUUUGCAAAGGAGGUGACAAAGAGGGUGGAUACAGGUGGAGCAGGUGGAGAAGAAUGGAAGGAUUGGAAUUGGAGAUCGGAAGGAGAUAUGUUGCUAAAUGGGGCAUAUUUCACUCCGUCUGGGGCAGGAGCAGCAGCCAGCUACUCGAAAGCUUCGAGCUUGGGGGCUAAGUCUUCUUCCAUGGUUGGUGUCAUUACAGCCAGUGCAGGUCCUCUUGGUUGUCGCACUGGCCGUCAGUGUUAGCACCCAUUGACCCACACAACUUCUUCUUAUACAUUUAGAGUCAUCAUCAUCAUCUUAAUUAGGUCUUUAUAUAUAUAUAUAGUAGGCAGGUUAGAGGUUCCAUACCCAAAUCAUCCAUCUUUAGUGUACGUUUUCCUUUUCUCAUGACGAAGACAGGUCGUGUUCUAUUUAUUACACGAAUGUCAAGUCUUCGGUCAUAAUUCAUCACACUCUUCUUACACCAGAGACCUCAUCGGUCUGGUCUGGUUUGGUUUCUUUGGUCGCGCAACCUCCGCCAGUUUCAGUUCUAAUGAGGAGCUGGCGCACAAGCGUUGUUCGAUUUCUUACCAUUUUCUUUGUUUCUUUUAUAAAGUGUUACACCCAUAGAGAAUAGCAUCGAUCUUGAUCAUGUUCCUAGAAGUUGCCUUAGAUAUAUAGGAGUGAAGUGAUUUUCCUUUGUUUUUGUUUGUUCUUUGCUUUUGUAGUUGUGUUUGUUUGUUUGUACUUGUUGAUACACUGCUACAACAGAGUGUGAAUGUUGAACUCAUCAUGCAUAGUCUUUUCAGUUA